AAGCUCGAUGGCGUUUGUAUUAAGACCACAACUGCCAAACAACGGUCCAGUAAUUUUAUGUUCUUCGUUGAUCCUUGUCAUUGAAGGCAGUGUUGAAGUGAUCGGCAUCUUUUCAAGGACUGACGAUCAUGUAAGUUGUAUACGUUUUUAUUUUGGGCUUUAUUUAAUUAACAUUACGCCUCACAGUUGUCGUUUUGGAUUUCAUUUUACGAUGAGAUGAGAACCAGUAACGUCAUGGCAUCACACUAACUUUUACCUUUCACAAUUUCAUUCACUGGCUAAAAUUUCCCGGAACACUGUCUAACUGUAAUAUACAUUGUAAACGAGGCUUUCAAUUUCCAGUUAUUUUGGCUCUUGAACUUAUUAAAGUUUUUCAGUCAUUUCUCAUCGAGCGUUCACUAUCAUGAAAGAAAAAAAAGGCUUUGUUUUUUCUCCCGCAGAAUUAGCGAGUUAAAAAAUUGACCGAAGGAGAACAUUGAUUAUUGUAUAGGAGUACCGUGUGAGGCUAAGGCUUAUAUUUUCCAACCAAUUUUUUUUCUGGCUCAUUAUGAAGAAGGAUUCGAGGCAAUAAUGACAAAUGAAAAAAAGCCUUUGGAUAAUUGUUAUUAACACAUUACAGGUAGCCGGCCGUUCCUGUUGUCCAUUCAAUUUAGAACGCGCACCACACGUAAUGACGUCACCGGCUGUUUCUACGCGACGCCUCUUCCGAAUUGUGCUACUUCAUUCUUUUGAAUUGGAAAUGAGAGACGAUUAAAUUUCAUAAUCAGUCGUCGAAUAAAAAAGAAAAUUAUUUGUCUCGUCACGAACACUGGAACACGAACAUCCUCGAUAAACCGAACCAGAGCACUUGAUGAUGACUCUGCAUUUUUCAGUCGGGGAGAGGCGAGUUUCAGGAAUUUGCGAGGAAAGCGCGAGGGCGAGAGACACUCCAGUUUAGGAGCGCUAGAUAAUGACUCAUUCCUGGCGCUGCUGCAGCGGACCUAAAAAACGCGAAACAAUGACGCCUUUCCCGCGAGCUACUUAGUGAGAAAUUUUAAACAUUUUUCGUUAGCCUAAAUUAACAGUCUGUCUCGGUUUGUUUCGUCUUUCAGGAGGUUUCCUUGUCUCACAACAACCGUUUUCUUGCUGAUAUUGAUAAUUUUCUUGCUUUGUGCUGAGAUGCCAUUUGUCAUCGCUUCAAAUGCCAAACUAGACGAUGGAAAUGAAGCUCAUUAUAAACUGUGUUACUCGACUUCAGAGAUAGACAGGCUUCUUUCUAAAAACUGCGUGAACCUCAUAAAACGAGCGAUAAGGAAGUCAGGCAAGUUUGUCUUUAAUUUCUAUGUGAGUUGCGUAAAAAUGUAAUCAUUUUGAUAAAAUUUAGAUGCAAAUUAUAGUCCUUGCAAUCCUUCCCUCUUGGGUUCGUCUGCCCCCGCAGACGAUGAUCUCUUUUUUUUCAUCCUACUUACCUGAUAUAUUUUCACAAUGUUGAAAUGCUUUUGUUGAGUAAUAAUUUUGUUUCCCCAUAGGUGAAAAUAUUCUGCAAUCUCCCGAGGAAGCAAGACGAUUUCUACAAAAACGUAUUACUUACGUUACAAAUUACGGAUUGUUUAUGGAAGAAUGUUGUAAUGAAAGUGGUUGCCGAGCAGAGGAAAUUCUAGAACACUGUGCAGCAUCUGAAUAGAAUUUAAGGAAUUUUUCUUAAAAGUUUUUUCCUAGGAUUUCGUCGGAGACUAUUGUAGGUCUGAAGAUAAACAUUUGAAAAACAACCAAGAUACCGUUCUCUCCGUAUUCUGAUUAAAGUCCAUUGUUCUGACUUUAUUUUUCCACAACACUAUAUAUCGCCUCACUAAUAACAGGAACAUGUAUUGGCGCUAGCCAGAAUAUUUCGGUCGCGCUCUUGCGCAACCACUUGGGCCGACAUUGCUCACAGUUCUCUGUGCGUCAUGGUAAACAGAGACUCCUCAUUUCUCACAACCUUGCUGGUAAAACGGAGUAGAGACUGGGAGGGAACUUUUUAAAAUUUCCUUCACGUUCCUUUUAAUGGUGAAUUCCACUUCAUAAAAGAUGAGAAAAAAAAUGUGUGUCUUAUGUAUACCUAAUUUUUAACAUUGCAACUUGAUCAUACUUAAGGGAGAAAUGGAGGUUUUAUUGUCUGGCUGUGACAAAUGGCGUGACAAAUAUUCUGUGAACAACAUAGAAACUCAACAAAAGGUGUAGUGAUGAUGAAGGGACAUAGCAAUUUGUUUUGGCGAUAUAUGGGUCAUGUUCAAGAUAAUUGAAAUUGUUAAAGCACAAAGGAACAAGAAUGGCUAACUUUGUAUGGAUGUGGGUUGACUACGAUGAUCUAAUAAAAUCAGGCUGAAAUUUUCAUCUAAUGAACUAUAGUUCUUUCUUAGCUCAAUCAAUUUUUUUUCAGUAUUUUAGACGAAGAAGUAUGAAUUUUGGAAAACAUUACCCAAUCUUUUGGCGGUGCCAAUACUAUUAAUAGUUUUACCUCGGAAAUUGAGGAUUUCUACCGGCCUCAUUACUUCGAUUCAUUAUUGCAAUUAAAAAAACUGCCCCUUAAUGAAUGACCUACAUUGACCCAGCUUUAUUGCUUGAUUAAAACAGCACGUGGCAUUAAAAAGAAGCUCAAUUUUUUCCAGCUAAGAAAUUUUCAAUUUGGAUAAAUCCCAAAACUGAAAAAACCUUUUGCUUCUGGAAUAGAUAUCGCUUUAUUCUUUUAAAGAAUUCUUGACGAAAUGGUUUUAAUGUUUACACGCAUUUCUAUUCAUUUAUUACAUCUAGAACAAAAAAAAUGGAAAUUUUAUUCAACGGAAACUCCUCGCUGAAAAAGGAACCGGACGUUAGGAGCUUCUUUGUCACAAAUAAAUCGACGAUUUUUUUUCAAAAUAAUUAGAAAUAAAACAUAGUCCAGUCAUAUUUGAAAGACGC
Pocillopora meandrina is the source of this 2916-nucleotide messenger RNA. The record is from the annotation of a GenBank genome assembly. Lineage: Eukaryota; Metazoa; Cnidaria; Anthozoa; Scleractinia; Pocilloporidae.